GAGGAGGGGGCUGCCUCUCUUGGCAUCUCCCCAACCCCUAUCUCUUUUCACGACUGCCAACCCGUCUAUAGUUAUUCCAGGAAUGUGUUGAACAUGGCUGCCGCUAUGAAGGCUCAGAAAACGGGACUGUUGGAACUUCGAGUUACGGUGGACCGUUGGAUCCGAGUGUUAGCCACACUUACCGAGGAGACUUUAACCGUGAGCCCCGGAGAGGUUACCGAAGAACUAGUGAAAUCCAACUCAACUCCCGCAGGUUCCAUUAACGGAGACCCAGCCAACCUUAGCUCCUCUUCUGUCCCAGAAACGAUCACCAACGUUAAACGCACCGUGCGAGUUACCAAGCAAGAUGUGGGAGGACUUGGAAUUAGUAUUAAAGGUGGGAAGGAGAAUAAAAUGCCCAUUCUCAUCUCAAAGAUCUUUAAAGGGCUGGCAGCUGACCAAACGGAGGCGCUGUAUGUGGGGGACGCCAUCCUGUCGGUCAACGGCUCAGAUCUGCGGGAGGCCACUCAUGACGAGGCCGUGCAGGCACUGAAAAAGACUGGCAAGGAGGUCAUCCUAGAAGUGAAAUACAUCAAGGAGAUGUCAGCCUUUUUUAAGAACACCUCCCCUGGUGCGCCCCUCCCCUGGGACUCCCCCCCUGCAACGCCACAGAAGGCCACAGACACGCCCUUGAAGGAGGCCAGGACCGUCCCUCUGAAAAUGUGCCAGGUGACCAGGAAACAGUGCCCCCCAGACACUGAAAACAGGUACUUUGAGGUGAUCUCGUCCAGCAGGAAGAGCUCCGUGUUCCUGAGGGCCAAGGACCCAGCCAUGGCCCAGUCCUGGUACAACGCCAUCCAGGCCGGGGCGGCUGCCCUGGGGCCUCGCGUCAGGGAGGAGCUGAGGGCCAUGCAGGCGGGCCUGGAGGUCAAACACAUGGGGUGGAUCACUGAACAGGCAGCUCGUGGUCCGGAGAGACCGGUUCUGGCCAUGUUGACUGAGAGAGACCUGUUCUUGUACGCUUCUCUGCCGGAGAGUAAAGACAGCCUCAACAGCCCAGCCAAGAGCUACCCACUCAUCACAACCAGACUGGUGCACUCUGGGCCGGGGAAGAGCUCUCCACUGCUGGACUCUGAGCUGUCCUUCGGGCUGCGCACGGGUUCCAAACUGGGCGUGGAAACCCAUGUGUUCCGGGUGGACUCGGCCAAGGAGCUUUCAGCCUGGACCCACAUGCUUGUGGAUGGCUGUCACAACGCCGCCGAGCUCAUCCAGGAGGUCACCACGGCAUGUAGCUGGAACGGGAAGGAGUGCAACCUGGGAGUUCACAUCGACGAGGGCUUCAGCCUGUUCACAGAGGAGCCGGGCAUACGGAAGACGGUGCUCCUCCAGCAGCCGUUUGAGCGCCUGCGCAUGUCCUCCGACGAUGGCGUGCGCAUGAUCUUCUUGGACUUUGGCGGGCCUGAGGCAGAGAUUCAGUUGGACCUCCACUCCUGCCCUAAGACCAUGGUGUUCAUAAUCCACUCCUUCCUGUCCGCUAAAGUGAAGCGGCUAGGUCUGUUAGCAUGAUUACAACUGGACCUGCAGCCCCUCCGCCCACCCUGAGGAAACACCAAACCGCCCAGGCGGAUCUACACAGCCGUGACUCGUCACAUUAAGAAGGCGGGAAGUCACUGUGGAGGAUAUGAAGUUAUGUCUAUGUUUUUAUCCGACACCAAACUCCCAAACACUGGUCAAAAUCCAAAUGGAAAGCUAGAGGAUUGAUGAUAUACUGUACCUGCAAUAAUGAUAUUCUCAAAGGUCAUAGGGUAUUCCCACACGUCGCAAUGAGGCCGUGGUUCAGAGGUCAUAAGGGUGAAUUAUCAGUUGUAAAGGUGAACAACAGACAUGUCAACUAACAGCCUAACAUAUACCUUUGCCAGCAAACACUGUUGCCAGGUCUGUGUUUGAUUGUGUCUUGGGUCAUAGCAAGGUAAUGUCAGUUGUCAUAAGUGAUUUGUUAUAUCCUAUUAAGAAAGGUUGUAACAGGCGCCGUUGAUUUUUAAAUUUUCAUGAGAAAUGUGCUACACGAUUUUCAGCUGUUACCUGUGUUGUUCAGUGAUUGAACUAUUCAGAAACAGACCAGUUUUUAUUGACAAUACUUUCUGUCUGCCAUAAGAGCUGUUUUCCAAGCGCUGAUUCAGAGACAUUUUUAGUGCAGCAAAGAGCCUUUUGGCCUUCCCUGUGUUUCUUUAGUCCAUAAAUCUUUCCAAUAGCGUAUAUCGACAUGAUCAUAUCAACAACAUCUCAUAAUGCCCAAGUUAAUUUAACACGUAAACCCAGAGAUGUAGCUAUAAACCACAAACUGAUUAUUGCUACUAUUCAGUGGUAAUUUCACUUAACAAUUCCCCCGCCCUCCAGCUAACUUCAGUUAAUAUUACUAUGCAUUUUUGUUUUUUAUGUAUUCAUUACAAAGUUGCAUGCUGUAUCAUUUCUAUCAAUGGAGUGCAAAUCAAGACCCUUUUUGAUUUUGGAAGUUGAUUCUAGGUAGUUGUUUGAAGAACGAUUGAUGAAAUGGUUUCUACAGCGGUGUAGCUAGCCUUCUAAAUAACUAGGUGUACGUAAAUAUAUACAUAUAUGUACAGUAUAUAUUUUGCUCUGGGCAUAACAUUAUUUAAUACAUUGACAGUGUUACACAUGGAAAGAGCAAUAGGUUAUAAUAGUAGUGUGUCCUACUGGUGCUGAGUUAAGUCCUUAAAGCUUGUUGAAUUCACGUAAUUUUCUUGACGACUAAAGCCAAAAUCACUGAUGCAUUUGAAAGACAUAAGCUUGUUUGGGAUUAAUGAAUCUUGAUGAUUUAAAACAGUAGUAGUACUUUUGUUAAGUGUGUGUAUUUUGAUGAAUCAUCGUGAACCAACUGAAAAUUAACAAAAAAUGUAGUCUAUAGUUUACAUGACAGUGUGUUAAAUUGACCCAUUUCUUUUGUGACAAUGGAAUAUCCACUACUCGAGGCCUUCUCUCUACAACGCUAAACAAACUUAUAUUAAUAUAUAUUUAAAAACAAUCUUGUUUGCUUUCCAGAAAAACAAAAUGUAUUGUAUAUUCUUAUUUAAACAAAAGGUGUGCCUUGCAGGGUUGUUUGUAUA
Esox lucius (northern pike) is the source of this 3101-nucleotide messenger RNA. RefSeq names its product syntrophin, alpha 1 (gene snta1). Gene Ontology annotation, cellular component: dystrophin-associated glycoprotein complex; intracellular anatomical structure; neuromuscular junction. Gene Ontology annotation, molecular function: protein binding; structural molecule activity. Bases 94 to 1545 code for a protein of 483 amino acids. The transcript is spliced from 8 exons. NCBI's taxonomy places the organism in Eukaryota, Metazoa, Chordata, Actinopteri, Esociformes, Esocidae. The record is from RefSeq and is a predicted model, not a curated record.